This is a messenger RNA of Pseudophryne corroboree (corroboree frog), 6213 nucleotides long. It is a transcript of the gene B4GALNT3, whose product is annotated as beta-1,4-N-acetyl-galactosaminyltransferase 3. The transcript has 19 exons. Gene Ontology annotation, cellular component: Golgi cisterna membrane. The record is from RefSeq and is a predicted model, not a curated record. Gene Ontology annotation, molecular function: acetylgalactosaminyltransferase activity. Lineage: Eukaryota; Metazoa; Chordata; Amphibia; Anura; Myobatrachidae. The coding region runs from base 804 to 4637 and encodes 1277 amino acids.
UUUUCUUCCCACCGCGGCUCCUCCUUGUCCCCUGGUCGUUGACCUCGCAGGCAGAGAGUGGAGAUGGCAGCCUGCAGGUGUCUUCAGGUAUGAAUGGGUUACACAACUCCGUCAGUGUCACCGACGGUGAGAAACCGGGGAGGAGCAGCGAGACUUUCACAGUUACCCCUCGCUGGGAGGGAAGUAUGAACCCCAGGGAGUGUAGAGCCAGGGAAACAACAGGAGAGGGAAGAAGAAGACUGGCGACCGGCGAGGAAGAGAAGAGUGGAAGAGACAGCGAGACUACACCAGGAGGAGGGGGGUGGGGGGCACACAGGUGAGUCAGCAAGGUAAAAGCAGGAACAGACAGGUGAGAAUAACAUCAUCGACACACCACAAGACCGUACACCAGAGACAUCAAGCCAGGAACCAGGAUGUGGAUUUCAUUCUAAAUAACACAAGACGCUGAGAAUAUUAGACUGCUAUAAUGGUCGCCUGGUACAAUGCCUCUGACUGGUGAAAGGUGACACUGUUUCCAGGAGACAUCACCGAGACCUUCCUAUGAGAGCACUUUUCACACCAGGUAAGGGGACACCUGCCACGGACAACAACUUUCUCCGGAGACGUAAGACGACGUUUGUCGCCGGCACUGGUGCUGCGGACGCCGCAAAAAGGAAUACUGCGCAAUUUAAACCCACUAAUGGCGACUCAUUGGUGAUGACAUCCUUUCCGCAUCUGCGAAGUGCCCGGAGUUACUGCUGCGGAGGUCCCCGAACGCCGAAGCCACGCUGCACCAACGGGCUUACCGGAAGCGGGCGGCCAAGAUGUGGGGUCGCCCGCUGCCCGUGAAAAUGCUAAAAAAGCACUUUUGGCUGUUACUCCUCUUCUCCAUUCUCCUCCUGGGGAUCCUGACGGUUUUCCUUCAGCUGGCGACGUAUUCUGACGGGAACCCGAUGAACCGCAGAUACAGCAGUUGGAGUGAGCUAGGCAAAGCUCUGGCGCACAACAAUAUCGCCCCCGUAGACCCGAAACUGGAGUUCUACAGACCGGAGAGACAACCGGAAGCGUUCUCUGGCCGUGUCAACCUCCAUGUCUUCGAGGAUUGGUGUGGGAGCAGCAUCCAGCAGCUCCGUCGCAAUCUGCACUUCCCUCUGUUCCCCCAUAUCCGCACUACAGUCAGUAAGCUGGCAAUCACACCCCAGUGGACCAACUAUGGGCUGCGCAUGUUCGGAUACCUCCAUCCCAGUGCAGAUGGUGACGUCCAGUUCGCAGUGUCUUCAGAUGACAACUCCGAGUUUUGGCUCAGCGACGACCAGUCAGUGGGGAAGCUGAAACUUCUGUGCAGAGUGGGACCGGCAGGUACGCACUGGAGUGCCCCAGGAGAGUUUGGGAAAUUCCAUGGUCAGAUCUCCAGACCGGUCAGGUUGUCGGCCUCUAAGAGGUAUUAUUUUGAGCUGUUACACAAGCAGGAUGACCGAGGCACAGACCACGUGGAGCUGGCGUGGCGGCCAGCUGUACCCGGCUCCCACUUCUCGCUUAUAGACUCCCAGUUCCUGUCUCUCUUCUCCGAUGAGUCUAACCUCCCCCUGGGCAACACGUCACAAAUACCUCUGAGCAAAGCAAGUUACUACAGCCCUGGGUUGGAGAAGCACCCCGCAGAUAUUCUCAAAGCUGAUCCUAGAGACCAUUUCUAUAAAGUCCCUCUCUUGCCUAUGAACAGACUGCACAGUGUCCUGCCCAGUUGCCCAUACAAGCCCAGCUACCUGGUGGAAGGAUACCCUCUAGAGCGCUACCAGGGACUGCAGUUUGUCCGCCUCACAUACGUGUUUCCGAACGAUUACACGCGACUCAGCCACAUGGAAAAGGACAAUCCAUGUAUUUACCAGGAGCACUUGCAGUACAGUAACAGGUUGAGAUUCAUCAAAUACAUGAAAAUAGAUCAGCCGGAGAUCAGACCGGAGGAUCGUCCAGGUUGGCCAGAUGACUACAACCCAUCCGAUUUCCAGUAUGAAGACACAGAGGAUCAGUUUGAGGACAGAGAAGACCAAGAGGUUGAAGAUCUCGGUGAAGAUGAAAUCUUAAAAAAACGGAAACUUUUUCUUGUUGUAGAGGCUGAGGAAGAUGAGCUACCAGGUCCUGGGAUUGGUGCACCUCAGGAAAGAGGUCAUCCGCAGGAACCCGUUCAGAACUUAGAUGUACGUCCUGUUACCAACAAUCUUAAACUGGAUAGUCCAGAACCAAACAUUUUCUAUCACAGAGUCAUACGAAAGAAACAAAUGACCCCUGCACCCCGUGCCUCUAGAUCCCGGAAGCGGAAACGCGCCAACCUACAAAACCAAGACUACAUUACCCAUGACCACAGUAAGAUUGAGACUCAGAAUCAGAAAAACAUGUCAGAUGGACAUAAGAGAGACUGGAAGAAAAGGAAUAAAGAAAGACAAAAUCAAGAUGGUACAGAACUGAAGAGGACCUACUUGAAGAAAAGGCUGCGGCAUGGCGGCAGAGAACAAAUAUCGCCAACUUUAGGUGAUGGGGCUCUGCAAACACCAAACUUGGGCAUGCCAAAAAGUAAGCAAUCAUUGCUAGGAGACAACAGCAAGCAGGACCACCAAAUAAUUGAUCAUGAGAAGGAAGAAUUGCACAAAAUUGUUACCAAAGGGCGAGAUUUAAAGUCCAAUACACUGGUACCAAAUUUAGGUUGGAUGAGACCAAAAGAGUCUACGUAUAGAGGAAUGGUACAACAAAGAUCUACUAUAGCUGGAGGGGUGAAACCAGAGCCUGAUCUCCAUGAUGGGUGGAGGGACCAAGACCGAAAGAAAAUGCUCAACAGGAGAAAUAUUCCAAAGACUUAUGAAGAUGAAGAAGGGAAACCUGGUCAUGAUAAGAUGCCGGGACCAAAUUUAAAUCAUACAAGGAUGCCGACUUCUGAACAAGAUUUGAUGCAUGGUGGUAAUACAGCACAGGGUUAUAAAAGUAGCUAUGCAGCUGUUAAAACGCUCAGGCUUGGUGAGGAGGACAGGGAGGAACAUCUGGGAGUUAAGAGGAAUAAACCAGGCCUUGAGUCUAGUCAGGGUAAAACACCUGUGGUUGAACAUCCUGGAAAGAAGACAGAAACCCCUCUAGUGGGUCAAGGUAGAAUGCUGGGUUUUGAACAAGGUGAAGGGCAAAGCCAAGACGUUGAACCAGCUGAGGGAAGAAGACGGAGAAUUGAGCAAGGCAAAGAACAAAGAAAAGUUAUUAACCAAGAUCAGAGAAGAAAACAGAGAUUUGAACAAGAACUGAGGGGUAACCACAUAGAGCAGGAUGCGACUGAAGAAGAUGUCAGACCACAAUAUACAGUGAGAAGGCAAAGUUCUGAGCUAGGUGAUGGUGAAAGGCUAGAACCCGCAGGGAAAGAAAACCGAAGAUUGCAACUUCCCGACCCAAACUCUGAUAGUCUGGCUGGAGAGAAUCAAGAUCGUAUAGUAGAAAACCCUCAGGAGGAGGAUGGGGAACACCAAUAUCAAGAAAAUGACCCUGAGGAGGAGGGUGAAGAGGAGAUCGACUACCCAUUUCUUGUAGAGCAGCCUGUUUUAUGGAACCGAACUUUCCACGUGGGGCAGACAGAUUUCCAGGUUCUGCGGUCGGACUACAUUGAUCUCCAGUGUAACACGUCGGGGAAUCUCCAGCUCAAAGAAAACGAGGCAAUGAUCAUAGUCCGUUCUUUUAUGAGGAAACUCAACCAGUGGCACAAGGGAAUGUACCAGCUCCAGAGGGUUAUUAGUGUGGAGAAACACCUGGACUACAUGCGCGGCAGCCGCUACUUCCUACAGCUGGAGCUCAGAGACAGGUCCAAGCGUAUGGUCCGAUUCGCCCAGCACGUCUUUGCCCCGGGCUGGACAGGAAUGACCCAGGAAGACCGGGAGCAGGAGAGGGACAUGAGGAAUAAGAUGUGGGGGCCACAGCGGCAGCUGAUGGAGAGUGAGAGGCAGCUGGAGCUGUGCUGGCCCACCGGGCUCGCCUGGAACCCACAGGCCACCGUGUAUUUUAUUGUGCCAGUGAAGAACCAGGCUCGGUGGGUGCAGAAGUUCAUCUGGGACAUGGAGUCCCUACACCAGGCGACGCUGGACUCCUACUUCUGUGUCAUCAUUGUGGAUUUCAGCAGCACAGACCUGGACGUGGGCGCUGCCCUGAAACAGUCGCGUCUGCCCAGAUACCAAUUUGCUAAACUGGAGGGAAACUUUGAGCGGUCUGCAGGACUUCAGGUUGGGAUAAACCUGGUAAAGAACCCGCACAGCAUCCUCUUCCUGUGUGACCUUCACAUGCAUUUCCCCCCAUCCAUCAUUGACUCUCUGCGAUCCCACACCGUGGAGGGGAAGAUGGUGUACGCCCCUAUGGUGAUGAGACUCAACUGCGGAGCGUCUGCGCUGUGGCCCGAGGGGUAUUGGGAGGUGAACGGAUUUGGGCUGCUGGGAAUUUACAAGUCGGACCUGGACCGUAUUGGUGGGAUGAACACGGAUGAAUUUCGUGACCGCUGGGGAGGAGAAGACUGGGAGCUGUUGGACAGGAUCCUUCAUGCCGGGCUGGAGGUGGAGCGCUUGGCGGUCCGUAACUUCUACCACCACUAUCACUCCAAACGCGGCAUGUGGAACCGUCGUCAGGCUCCAAGCGGCCGGUAGGACGUCUGCAGAACAGCUGACCUGGGAGGAGGAUCUCUGCAAGUAGCGGCCUCCAUGCGUCACUCAGCUCUGAGACAAGAACGUCCAUGGUGGUCGGACGCCUAUCCGCUGCGGCUAACACGAUACCGCUCACUUCAUGUGUUUCUACCAGAUUAGUUUGCACUAGGAGUACAACUCCAAACAUGUACGGUGGCAUUGCCGCUGUCUCUGGUAAAUAGACACGUAGCCGCAACCGUAGAUUGCGACAGACUGAACGCCAGCCGGGGUGGGUGGGAAAGAUACAGCUGGUCUGACUCUGGAUCUGAAGGAGGGACAUACAAUGGGUGUUUGGGAGUAGGAGGAAGCGCCUUGAUGUUUGAUACGGUCUUACUGUGUUUUAUUUAUUUAAAUAAAAAAUACUUUAUAACGGAACAGGAGCACGCACUCCGCCUGUGUGCGCAUAACGUUGUGGGGGAGGGGGGGUUUGCUUCUGAGUCAGUAUAUAGAGUAAUAGUAAUAUAAUCUAGUAUGUAGGUAUUAUGAAAGAUUAUCACCCUGUCCCGUAUAAUGGAGAUAUCCAUCAUGGUCCCUCAUUUAUCAAUUAAAAAGCAAUAUCUAUUAGGACGGUGAAAUCGGGGGGAAGUUAUCAAGCUGUGAGAACAUUUGACAGCUGCGAUAGCACGAUUUAGUUACCGAGCCUGCUCCGUGGUGUCUCCCCAAUGGUAAAUGCCAUUACAAAUCCCUGCAAUAUUUGGGUAUCUGGGUACGAUUCUCUGUACCAGUAUACAGGGUCAGCUGGGGUCAUACCUCCCAACAUUUGGACAUCUAAAAUCAGGACAAAACUAAGCCCCACCCCUAACCCAACCAAAGCCCCACCCUGAAAUGCUCCAGCUCUUUUCAUGUCCACAACUCUGGUCAGCUGGGAGGUAUAUUGGGGGUAAUUCAGACCUGAUCUAGGCUGCGUUUUCUCACAUCCUGCGAUCAGGUCUGCACUGCGUAUGCACCGCAAUGCGCAGGCGCGGCGGACCGCAGCAACGGAGAUCGCCGGGCAGCGACGGGAUGGUGCGAAAAUAACGAACGCACCGGCGGUCGCAAAGAGAUUGACAGGAAGAGGGCGUUUGUGGGUGGCAACUGACCGUUUUCAAGGAGUGUUUGGGAAAAUGCAGGAGGGACCAGGCGCUUGCAGGGAGAGUUUCUGACGUCAGCUCCGACCCCGAUCAUCGCAGCGGCUGAGUAAGUCCCGGGCUGAGCAGAAACUGCACAAACUAAUGUGUGUGCAGUUCUGCUACACAUGCGAUCGCACACCUGCACAUAGCACAUACCCUCCCACUGUAAGCGGCGACUACCUGAUCGCAGGGAUGCAAAAAACGCAGCCUAGCAAUCAGGUCUGAAUUAGGCUCAUAGUCUGCUAUAUAUAAAUAUAUAGGAUCCUAUACCUAAUGCUGGAAACAGGGCCGUAACUACGUGUGUGCCAAGGGGGCUUGGCACACAGCGCAGUUGCCCUGAGGGCGCAACGGCCAGCGGCAUGUAAUGAGUCAAAUUGACUCAUUACAUGCCGCCGAAGUCUGCGCUGUGCGCCCCGCUGUGUAGGGAGAAG